AUGCAACCUUCAACAAAGCUAGCUGUGACAAUUCGAGUCCUCAUUGCCUUGGCCACAACCACAUUCUUUCAACCAGACGAGUACUUUCAGGCUUUGGAACCAGCUCAUCAUCUCGUAUUUGGCUAUGGUCAUCUCACUUGGGAAUGGUUAUCACCGCAUCCAAUUCGAAGUUUUAUAUACCCAGCCUUGAAUGUCCCAAUAUUCUGGCUAUUGCGCGUCACACGUCUUGCUGACUCUGCAUAUUUAGGGGACUGGUUAUUGAUCCUCGGUCCCAAGGUUUUACAUGGUCUUUUGGCGGCUGGCACAGAUAUCGGGCUCUGCAAACUCACCCGCACUGUCCUGGGUGUAGAUGCCGUUCCUCUUGCGCUGCUGCUAUCAUUGAGCUCCUUCUUUCACGCUCUAGCGCUCUCCCGGUCCCUCUCUAACUCUCUCGAAACUUCACUCUCAACAAUAGCAUUCUCGUUUUAUCCAUGGGAUGCUAGCUCGCAUCCCAAUUAUCAAUUAGCGAUCCCCAGCUUAGAAAAGACGAUACUAUGCAGCGCUCUUGCUUGUCUCAUUCGACCCACAAACGCUUUGAUUUGGGUCUAUCUAUAUGGAAGCCUUGUGUGGAUACUCAGAAAACAUACGAACAUUGUUUUGUCUAUCAUUCGUCAGGUUACCCUGGUUGUAACUAUCGCUCUAUUAUUUCAAUUCUCAAUUGAUUCCAUGUACUACGGCAAAGCAAUAUUCACCCCUCUCAACUUCCUGCUCACCAAUUUGUCUUCCGUCUCCCUAUUCUACGGUUCCAAUUCCUGGCAUUAUUAUGUCACGCAAGCUUUGCCCAUUCUUUGCACUACCGCGCUGCCUUUUUCUAUUCAUGGGAUGUGGUGCACCCUCACUGACAGAAGCCAAAACAACCGAGCUCUCCAAGUCAUGUUGAAAACCAUCCUUUGGUCCACCGCUGUAUAUUCAUUCGCUGGGCACAAGGAAUGGCGUUUUCUUCACCCUCUCUUGCCGCUUCUUCAUGUAAUGGCCGCAAAAUCACUUCUGGAGCUGAACAUUUCAUCAAAUAGGGCGGGAUACCUGCCCAUCAAACGAAAACACCUCGUUCUGCUGCUCCUGACACUUCCGGCAUCACUCUAUGUUGUGCUGUUUUACUGCAGUGCUCCGAUCUCUGUUCUCGCCUACUUCCGAUCCCUCCCGCACGAGGAGCUCAACCAGACCACCAUUGGGUUCCUAAUGCCCUGUCAUUCCACACCAGGUUAUGCAUAUCUCCAUCGCAAGGAGCUGGCCGACGGACGGAUGUGGGCCCUUGGCUGCGAACCCCCGUCUCGCAGACACCAGGAUCUGGCGUCGUAUCAUGACCAGACCGAUAUAUUUUACGCAUCACCACAGACUUAUCUAAGCACUUACUUUCCGGAUAAAGUCAACCAGUCGUUCCCACUCUCUCCAUUUCCGACCUCGAUCCCCGGUUCACCAUCAGUCGGUGUGCGAGAAUUCCCAUGGAGGCAUGAGUGGCCUGAAUAUUUAGUUUUUUUUGGAGACCUCCUGCUCGGGGGUGCGAUUCGACAACUUUUAAAAGGAAAGGGUUAUGUGGAAAUUUGGAAGGCGGGACCGGAAUGGCACGGGGAGGGAAGGCGGAAAGGUGGAGUACGGGUUUGGAAAUGGCGUCAUCGCACAUGGACUACGUAG
This is a messenger RNA of Laccaria bicolor S238N-H82, 1671 nucleotides long. Its product is annotated as glycosyltransferase family 22 protein. Gene Ontology annotation, biological process: GPI anchor biosynthetic process. Gene Ontology annotation, molecular function: alpha-1,2-mannosyltransferase activity. The record is from RefSeq and is a predicted model, not a curated record. Gene Ontology annotation, cellular component: endoplasmic reticulum membrane. NCBI's taxonomy places the organism in Eukaryota, Fungi, Basidiomycota, Agaricomycetes, Agaricales, Hydnangiaceae. The coding region runs from base 1 to 1671 and encodes 556 amino acids. The transcript is spliced from 6 exons.